UAAUUGUGCUGGGACCUUCGGAAAUUCUAAUGAAGAAAGAGAGAGUGCAGGCCCUCACUUCCCCUUCCUGCACAGUGCAGGCCUGGGGUGGCACGGAGCUGGAGCAGUCCUCACUGCGGGGAGCCUGGAGCGAACAUGGAUCAAGAAACCGUGGGCAAUGUUGUCCUGCUGGCCAUCGUCACCCUCAUUAGCGUGAUCCAGAAUGGGUUCUUCGCCCACAAGGUGGAACACGAAAGCAAGACUCAGAAUGGGCGGAGCUUCCAGAGGACGGGAACACUUGCCUUUGAGCGGGUCUACACUGCCAACCAAAACUGUGUAGACGCGUAUCCCACUUUCCUUGUCAUGCUCUGGAGCGCCGGGCUACUCUGCAGCCAAGGAGGGAGGUUCGAGCGCAGGCUUUUUGUUGAAAAGACUUUGCCUGACCUCCAGCUCGGAUCCGGGAAGCUCCGGAGAGUUCCUGCCGCCUUUGCUGGGCUGAUGUACCUGUUCGUGAGGCAGAAGUACUUCGUGGGCUAUCUGGGAGAGAGAAGGCAGAGAUGCUGCUCACCUCUCCUGCAUCCACGGCCUUCAGUACUGUUCAGUCGUGGUGCUCUUUCCUGCCGAGACCAAAUGCAGCCUCACAAUACUUCGCACAGAGUUCUGCGCAGCUGUCCUCCAUAGAAAUGAUACCUGCUAGACGAAAUGGCCAAUCCUGAUCUAGACCAAGACAUGGCCCGGGGUAGAGGCGAGCCCAGGGGCUCUGCGGCUAGGUCCAGGGCAUUUUCAGCUCUGCCUUUGGAAACUACUUGCUAAUACCCUCUUCCGUUGUGAACUCCCCUCUUUUGCGUGUCCCCCCUUUGUCCCUGGGCUGUGUCACAGUUGGAUUCUGCCGACGCCUUGGUGCCCUAAUGCCCAGGGAUCUGCUUUAGUCCUUGGCCUCACCAACUGAGGAAGAUACUGCUCGGUGAGAUCUUCCCCAGGAAUUUCUCCCUUGGGCUCAAGAUCAUCUUUGCUCCUCCCCAGAAGUUGCUUUAGCCCUGUCCAUUCAGAAGUUCCCGGGUCAUUUUUGGUCCAGAGGGUAGGUAGCACAUCCCUUGAUGUAUCCCCCCUUCUGAAGCUGGAAAAUAGGUUAAUAAUACCUCUCAGAAUGGUUUUGAGAAUUAAAUGAAGUCACAGAUAUAAAACGCCUGGUCCCUACAGAUGCUUAAUAGUUUAAUUCUGACCUUCCCUAUCCUAUUUAGAGAGAACUAUGUUCAACUUUUGGAAACAAUAAGAGAGAAGUCUUGAUUCUCAAAGUCUAAUUAGGCCCUGUGUGCACUGUCCAGGUCCCUCGCUCUUCCCUCUGGGCUCUCCCUCCUUUCAGGUUCUCUGUGGCUUUGCCUGAGCCUGGGGCAGGGCCUGUAUCCGUGCCCACCGUGCCCACCUCCCAGGGCCAUAGCCCAUCUCCAAGCUCAAGAGACUUACAGAUGCAUCUAAUGAAGUGCCCAGGCUGGGGCCCCCGUGCACACUUAGCCCUGCACGUGUGCUGAGUGACAGGCAUGUGCUGAGUUCUUGCCUCCCACGCCCUUUGCACCACCUGGAAAGAGCUAAAGCACCGUAGACCCAUCUCCUUUUGGGGCGACGUGCCUUGAGUCCUUUGGAAAAUCCUGCCCAAAUUCAAGAAUACCACUGUUUCCUCAGUAGGCACUGCCAUUUCAUUCUUCACUGCAGAUUUAUCUUGAGCACGUUCUGAAACACUUCACAGAUCGCUUUUUCUUGUUUCUGUAAUGAGCAUAUGGUGACCUCAUUCAUGUGAUAAAUCUGAGCCACCACAAUAUUUGACUUUUCACAAUUUAAUUUCUCUGAACCUUCUAUUCUCUGACUGAAAAAUAGACUCCUUUCUUUUCACUUCCUUACCAGCAUUAGCAGGUAACUCUCUGUAUGAGUCUGUAGGGCCACCAUAACAAAGUGCCACACGCUGGUGGGCUUAAACAACAGACAUUUAUUGUCUCAGUUCUGGAGGCUGGAAGUUCAAGAGCAAGGUGCCCGCAGCCUUGGUUCCUUCUGAGGCCUCCCUCCUUGGUUCGUAGGUGGCCGUCUUCUCCCUGUGUCUUCACACGGUCUUCCCUCUGUGCGUCAUCUGUGUCCAAACCUUCUCUUCCUAUAGGAACAACAGUCAUAUUGAGAAGGGUCCACCCUAGUGACCUCAUUUUACCUUAUUACUUCUUUAAAGACCCCAUCUCCAAAUACAGUCACAUUCAGAGGGACUGAGGUUGAGAGCUUCAACAUAUGAAUUGGAGGGGACACAGUUCAGCCCGUAACACUCUCUUUGGGGACCACCUUUUUUUUCCCCCACUAAAGAGAGAGAAUGUCUCACUUCAUGAGCAUGACUGAGAACAGGAAACUGAGGAGAGAAGGACACGGCUGGCCAAGGAACAGGGGCGGCGUGAGCCAGCAGUGCUUCUCAAACUUUGGUGUGCCCGCGAGUCUUGGAGGGAGCUUGUCAAAAUGCAGAUUCUGAUCCGGUAGAUACAGGCAGGCACCUGAGAUCCUGCGAUACUGACAAGCUCCUAGGGUAUGCCCAUGCUGCUGGUCCACGGACCACACUUAGAGUAGCAAGGAGGUUGAUACUCAACUGCUGAAUGACUUCCAAACUCUUGACAUGGGAAAAUUAUGACUUACAUUGUGAACCUUUGGGGUCCCUUUCAGAAAGAUAAAAUUUCUAACGUUAAACCUGUGGAUGCCAGAUUCUGCUCUCCCUGAUUUUGACAAGAGAUAGGCUCAGCAGCGUUAACUCACCUGUUUAGUGGAACUGGUUAUUCUUGAGCAAUCCUGAUUGUCAAAGCAUCCUCCUGCUGGGCUCUUUACUGACAGCCUUAACGAGUCAUUUGACUGGACUUUCCAAACAUGUGAGUGCCGCACACACAGACCCAGCCACCACAGUCACAGAAGGAUUCUGCGGAGUAGGAAGGAAGCCAGGGUAGCCACCAAGCACAAUUAGGUGGUCACAGAUCACUGGGGACAUGCCUCCUGACCACAGCUGAUGACCUGCCGAAGCAGCUUAAGAUUUAGAGCCCUUGAGAGGAUAUGAGUGUGCUAACAAGUCUCUGUCCCUCCGUUCACUUAAAAUGUAUGGGCCUGUCCUCCAGUGCUGGGGCCCGGCUCUCGUUAGACUGAGCGCGAGUUAUUCUCAGGCAGCCCCAGGAGACAGAUUGAGCCCCCAAAGGCCAAAGCACCUUUUAGAUUCCACCACCCUUGUUGGCUCAUGUAAACCAUCACUUCUCUCAUAGAGGCACUUAAAGUCCUGCGUUAUACACACAGCUGCCAACACGGCUCUUACAGAGGCUCCUGGAGAGGAGCAGCCGCGGACAGGGUCUUAAUGAGUUGAUGGGGUUCCUAACCCCCAGUCCGAAUGCCCGAUGACCAACAGAAGGGGCCACCUUCACGCCAUCAAGGAGCAGAGUUCAGCAGGAAGUCAGGAGCACACGGAGAAGCCGCACAGCACAGCCCUAACGAGGACGGGCUCUGAGGCCCGGCUCUUUUAGCUUGGUGUUGAAAUAUGUUCAAUGACUAAUAAUAGCCAAGACACUUCCAUCCUUCAUAUGAAGUAAAUGGAGCUUUCUUGAGUUAGAGAGCUAUAAUUUAAACCCCAUGUCUCUCAAAGUGAUAACAUUUUUUGUUAAAUUGGUGUCAUUUGUGCUGCUUCUACAGUUUUCUCCUUCCUUCUU
This is a messenger RNA of Equus caballus (horse), 3686 nucleotides long. NCBI's taxonomy places the organism in Eukaryota, Metazoa, Chordata, Mammalia, Perissodactyla, Equidae. The record is from RefSeq and is a predicted model, not a curated record.